This is a messenger RNA of Prorocentrum cordatum, 195 nucleotides long. Lineage: Eukaryota; Dinophyceae; Prorocentrales; Prorocentraceae. The record is from the annotation of a GenBank genome assembly.
GGCGUCGGCGUGGUGGUCGGCGGCAUUCUGAGAUCUGGCCGCGUCCACCAGAACCAGCAGCUGCUGAUGGGGCCAGACGGGGCUGGCCAGUUCAAGCCAGUCCUUGUCAAGACCAUACACUACAAGCGCGCGCCGGUCGACGGGAUCGAGUCUGGCCAGCACUGCGGCAUCGCCGUGCGGUCGCUGGUGAAGAAG